Molecule: messenger RNA, 2016 nt
Organism: Angiostrongylus costaricensis
Lineage: Eukaryota; Metazoa; Nematoda; Chromadorea; Rhabditida; Metastrongylidae
Source: the annotation of a GenBank genome assembly
AUGUCCGGAAGCCUUAGAACAGCACGGGUAUGCUUUGCCGUUGACGUUGAGGAUUUGGGUCCAUCAUACUUUGUACUUGUGACCGGUUCAACUACAUCACUUGGGAAAUGGGAUCCUCUCAAAGCGAAACCCCUUACGAAGGAUGCCGACAGACCUACUCGUUGGCGUGGUUUUGUGGAUACAACGGACGAUGAUGUCCGUUUUCGAUAUUUCAUUGGCUACUUCCUAUCGAGCGAACAGGGAGAGCGUCUGAUCAUAGAUAAAUGGGAGUCGUUUCUUCAUCCACGAUUAGUUGUUCUUAAAGGAGAAAACAAGGGAUCGGUUUUCCGAGCGAAUCACGUCGACCUCUUUGGCUACUACGCUGGUCGAAAAGUAGUUUCGGAAGGAUGGUUACAAUACGAUGAAGAGAACCAGAUUCUUCUUCGUCUUCACGGUUUCGCUCUGAAGUUCUAUAAAUCAGCAAAAGAACGAAAGAACUGUACAAUAAAAAUCAAUCCCAUGGAUGUAAGACAUCGUUUGAGCGGAGCUCAGAUCAGCUUCAGCUAUGGUGUAGACGAAGAGGAUGAUGAUGACGAUAAUGGAUCACCUACGUAUCCCAGUCAUUCGCCCAUUUCUGUGGCGGUACUCUCUGACAGAAAUCCAAAGUUUACACGACAACCAGAAGUAGGGGUGCUGUUCAACAAUAACGUAGACUACAUUGUGUAUAAAACACAUUCAGUUGCUGUCGAAUUCUUGGCAUUCUACAUUGAGAUAUUUUCGGAAGAAGGAAAACGAAUUGGUGCAUGCUAUGCCCUUCCAUCAUCCCUUUCAGAUUCAUGUGGUCAUUCGAACUUACCAUUCAUUAAUUCAUCAGGAAGACCAAUUGGACAAAUUUCUGUAGAAUAUCUUUUUGUACGUAAUUUGCGUCGAUUCAUCCCAAAACAAACGAUGGAAGUGUCAUAUACAAGGCACUGGAAGAAAAGAAAUACGAUCGAAGUUGGUCACCGUGGUGCAGGAAAUUCCUUCACAAAGUUUGCUGUUGCUCGUGAGAAUACGAUAUAUUCGCUUAAUACUGCAGCGAAAAAUGGAGCUGACUAUGUGGAAUUUGACGUUCAACUUACGAAGGAUAAGGUGGCAGUGAUUUAUCACGAUUUCCACGUGCUAGUUUCUGUUGCAAAGCUGUUGCGACCUUCGAAUUUGCACAAUGAGAAAAAUGUGGACUUCCAUGAAAUCCCUGUAAAAGACCUUAAACUUCACCAGCUAAAACUUCUGAUGUUAGAUAACGUGAAUUUCCUGAAAAAGAAGGAAAAUGUGAAGAAGCUUGUGGAAGAUGAUGAUGAGACGGAAGAUUUCAAACCAUUUCCUACAUUAGUUGAAGCACUGGCGAAGGUCGAUCCAGAUGUUGGAUUCAACGUCGAAGUGAAAUAUCCCAUGAUGCAAUCCAAUGGGGAACAUGAGUGUGACCAUUAUUUUGAACGGAAUGAGUUUAUUGACGUUGUCUUGGCGGACCUUCUCAAUAACGCGGGUACCCGUCGGAUUAUGUUCUCUAGCUUUGAUCCAGAUAUCUGCAGUUUAAUAUCUAUGAAACAGAAUAAGUAUCCUGUGCUGUUUCUUUGUGUUGGAGAGACACAGCGCUACACACGUUUCCAGGAUCAACGCAGUAGUACAAGUUUAACAGCUGUAAACUUUGCUGCAGGAGCUGAUAUAAUGGGUGUCAAUUUCAACUCGGAAGAUCUCUUGAAUGACCCUUAUCCAGUAAAACGGGCAAACGACUUUGGUCUGAUCACUUUUGUUUGGGGAGAAGAUUUGGAUAAGAAGGAGAACAUUAAUUACUUUAAGAAGGAACUUGGCGUUGACGGUCUCAUUUAUGACAGAAUCGGUGAGGAUGAGCGUCGCAGAAAUGUGUUUAUAGUAGAGCGCGAGGUUAAGCGUGCGUUAUUCAAAAUAGAAUCAGGAGCUAACUCGCCACAGAGGUAUUGUUUUCGAUUUGCUGGCCAUCGUCUUAAUAAUCAUCUUGUUACCACUACUCGAACGUGA